UAAUAUGGCGGCGGUGAGGCUCGGGAAGUAACACAACGUGGGGAAAUUUGGGGCAAAAUUCGUCCUAAAAUUGUUUGAAUUCCAAUCAAAAUUCCGACCGAGUCAAGAAGAUGCUACGCUCGAUUACCUAUGCUGUUUGGAGAGGAACAAAUAGCCUUCGUUGGGCAGUAAAAGGUCGCACUCCCACACCGUUAGCGAGAGGUCUACACAUCUCUGAGGCUACCACGCAAGCACUACCCCAGGAGGAUUCAGCCACACCACCAGCGAGCGAUGAGAGACUCUCAGAGAACGAUGUAGUCUCGCCAGACUUUGUCAACCGCAACCCCCGCAAUCUGGAGAGGAUGGCAGUGGCACGGAGGGACAAGGGCUGGUACCGGUCCCAUCCAAAGAAGAACUACUGGCACAAGUUACACUUUGAGAAGUCCAACCGUCACACCAAGGCCUACAUCCAGCAUUACAACGGCGACAUUGUCGUCAGCGCUUCCACCAAGGAAUGGGCCAUCAAGAAACACCUGUACAGCACGGCCGACGUAGCGGCCGCUGAGAACAUCGGCCACAUCCUGGCACAGAGGUGUCUGGAGUCUGGCAUCAGCUACGUGCACUGCAACAUCGAUGCCAAGACCAAAUCGUUUGAACGGGUUGAUGUUUUUUUGAAGGCACUACAGAAUGGCGGCUUGGUGCUCAGCGAACCCAGAUCCAUCACGGACUUCCAACAACCCAUCGACUACUUCCCAGAGAAUUACUGACGGUAGAACUGAAGCUCAAAACCUGUGCAACAUUUUUUGUAGGGUAUGGACUUGAACCUGUUUUGGAAUGGGGUAAAGAAACUUCAAAGAAGUCUAGAUGGCAGUUUACAAAUUCGGGGAUGUGAAAUGCCCCCCCCCCUCAACAUCCUAACCCUGUUUUUCUGUGAAUUAUGUAUUGAGGAAGUUAUUGAGGAAUCCUUGCAUUAAAGGGUCCAUAAAAAAUGUGUAUUUAUAAAGCGAACAUAUCCACCAGUGUUGGUGCUCAAGGCGCUACAUCAUUAUUACCCUGCUCAUUGGGCCAAUGAAACAUUCCAACGACCAUCUCAGCUCCCUGGGGAGUGUACAAUUGGGUGUUGCUAUUUUGGUGCAAUGCAGCUAAAUCCAACCAAAAUAACUAUCUCUGCCCUCACAGGUACCCACUUACUCCUGGGUGGAGAGAAGCAAUGAGUGACAAAGUGCCUUGCCCAAGGGCACACGCACCAUAACCCCAGGCUGGGCUUGCACCCACGACCUGCAGUGUUACCCGCAGACCACAAAUUCAAUGCUCCAGGCCACAGGCCAUGGCACUCCAAAUGAAACAAAGUUUACACUGGAGCAUAUUGUAGCAAAUAAACAUUCCUCUGAUAUGUAUAAAAACAAGACGUCCUUUUUUUUGGUAAAAUGUUUUUGCAAAGUGCACCUUAUUCAACAUUACAAAUGUUUCAUGCUUUUUCUGACAUCUGAGGACGAUUUUGCUAUUAUGUCAAUUCAGGAACGCACUGUUUAGAUAAGGGGACUUUCUCUUCAAGUUGUUAACCCCAAAUUCUGCUUAUUGAAAAUAUUUGUGAAUAAAGUUUCUUCAAUGUUGUACUGCUAAGACAACAGUGAACCACUGAAAGCAGAAAAGUAACCACAGCAAAAUCCAAAAAUUCGGGGUGACUUGUUAUGCUGAAGCAGAUGUGAAACUGAGGGUUUCUGCACUGAAUGACAUCACAGUUUUGCUCAUGAAUAUGGAAAUCUGCAUUAGCAUAAAACCAAAAAGUACCAAAGCGCCCUUUAAAUGGCAAAACAAAGAUUGCAAAUAAAGUGAAAUCGAACACAAAGGUACAUUUUAAGGAUUGUAUUUUUUUAAAAUUUAUUCCAUUACAUGGGCCCUUUACUGCCCGAAAUUGCCCUGCCUGUUAUUCCCUGUACUGCCCCAAACAGCCUAUUGUGAAUAAAAAAAAUCAGCAAAUUAACACAAUGUAUUACAUUGUAGUACAGUUGUUAAUGGGUAGUAGUUUUUUUUGCUUGAAAAUUUGCCCAUUGGUAAAUUGAGAAGUAUAGAUUUAAAAGCAAUAUGGCUUUAUGUUUGUAAUAAUUGAAUAUCUGUUUCUCUUGAUGUCAGUUGUUUUGAUUGAUAGACAAUGGAAUACCCCCUUGUGGGAUGUGAUGGCCUGGAUGCUGGUUUAUAUUUCAGUUUCCUUGAAGGUGUUCAGGAAAUACAUAGUGACGACAAAAUGUCUAAAGUCAUGGUCAUUGUCUCUGACGAAAUAAAUGUGACAAGAAUGAUUUUUGUAUAUAAA
Molecule: messenger RNA, 2290 nt
Organism: Patiria miniata (bat star)
Lineage: Eukaryota; Metazoa; Echinodermata; Asteroidea; Valvatida; Asterinidae
Gene: mrpl18
Product: 39S ribosomal protein L18, mitochondrial-like
Exons: 4
Coding region: 111-746 (211 amino acids)
Biological process (GO): translation
Cellular component (GO): ribosome; mitochondrion
Molecular function (GO): 5S rRNA binding; structural constituent of ribosome
Source: RefSeq, a predicted model, not a curated record